GGGGACUUAUUUUGCCAUGUACCAUACAUUCUUCGCUCCAAACAAGGCGGACAGUGUUCAACUUUUGUCCAGAAACUGCGCAGUGUGACCACUUUCAUAGUUAUACUGCCGAUAUUUUUUGUUCAUCAUGUCGGACACAUGGAGCAACAUCCAGGCGCACAAAAAGCAGCUGGACUCACUGAGGGAGAGGCUGCAGAGGCGGCGGAAGGACCCUGCACAACUGUCGGCGGGUAUGUCCAGACCAGGGUUCGAUUGUUUUUGUUACUACUGAAUUAGUGAGAUGAUUGAGGAAGUAAAUGAGCCGAUAAAUAGUGAACAUUUCAGUGCUGCUUAUUCCAAAGGGUUACUAAACAAAUGACAAAAGCUAUCGCAAUAUUGCUGUUGUUAAACUUCCAGCACUUGUUCGUUACACUGUACAGACAACUGGCCAAUGAUAAGUCAGACAGAGUUAGAGUGUGUAUGGGACGGUUUGGGAUUGAAAUCUCAUCCUUCUGAUUUUUGAUGGUGAAAUGUAUCUCUUUGUGUUAAUAUUAUAGACUGUAUAUACUAUGGACAACUUGGUUUCGCCUUCCGUUUGUAUAUGGAUUUGAAGUUCUCGGUAUUUCUGCGAUAUUUCUUCAUUUCCUGAAACCAGAAUUGGGCAGUAGUGUUGUACGCAUUUGGUGGGAGAGUCGCCGAGAGUCACUGUGAUGAUGCUCGACUCAGAUGGCAUAUCCCCUGGGUGAGCUACACAAUCCUUAUUACGCCCAUAGGCUGUAUCAAGUGUCAAUCAUAGAAAACUUGAAUCCCCUUAUAAGUUUUAAAAACGGAGCUGUGCAGAAAAAAGAACUGUACUGUAACUACAUGUCAACAUCACAAGCAGGGGAGAGAAACAUUUAUUUUCUGUGUAAUAAAUUUCUGAAGUUUGUCCACAGCUCCAUAGAGAUUGCUGGAGGAGGCGGGAUUUAUGACCUAUACUGCAGCCCGUCAACGGAUACAGUCUAUGGUUAAUACUUAAUGUUAAAACAAGGCACAAUCCUCAGGCAUUGAAAUUCACUGUAUGAAAUUUUUCCAAUUUGCUUUGAUUUGCCAUCAAAAAGGAAUGAGGGUUAGAUAUCAAAAGUAAAGAAUAGAUCAAAAACAACAAGAUUGUUUGUCACAUAAUUGAAAGUGUUGACUUUGGCACCUGCAUGAUUUGAUUGGUCUAAAUGUUGGCGUUCAUGGUGUUUGUCUGCUGUUGGUCAGAUUCCAUAGGGAGCAGCACAGAUGGCUCCACAGCUCGGAGUGACAGCCCAGCUCCUUCUGCACCUUUACCUCCUCAGGAAGAAGCAGAAAAACCUCCAGAUCCUGAGCUUGAGAAGAGGCUGCUGGGAUAUCUGUCUGAUCUGAGUCUUCCUUUGCCCAUAGACUCUCUUGCCAUCACAGAUGAUCUCAGUGUGAGUGUUUGUUUCAUCGCAGAGAACAAAGUUCAAGCUUUUUGGUCAUCUCAUUUAAACUUCUCUCUUUCUCCUCACAGUCUGAAGCAGCCGUCAGUCACGCUUGCAUCCAGAGUCUGCUGCUCAAGUUCUCUGCACAGGAGCUCAUCGAAGUCCGACAGCCCAACUCCUCCUCCUCUUCUUCCUCUACUUCUUCCUCCUCCUCCAUUGUUGUAUCAGUGGACCACACAAAACUGUGGGCUAUGAUUGGACCUGGAGCCGGAGCCCAACGGAGCGGAGUCAAGAGAAAAGCAGAAGAUCAAAUCCAGCACAAGAGAGCUCCAGGCUUCUCGCCUUCGCUGAAGAGCUCCGCUUCACCUCCACAGGCCUCCUUCUCCUCUCUGACUCCGGCGGUCUCCACACAGCUGGCGGGGACUUCUUCAUCAGGCAGCGGGGCUGAGAAGAAGGGAAGGAGCAGUAAGAGUCAGUCGUCUCAUGUGGACAUGGAGAUCGAGAGCCUCCUGAACCAGCAGUCCACCAAGGAGCAGCAGAGCAAGAAGGUAGGAAAAAGGGUUAGGAGAUGAGUUAGUGGUAGGAAAAAAAGAGGACCAACACCUCAGAGUAAAGCGAGAUACUCCAAAGAUGUGAUAAAAUGAACGUUUUUUACGUCUAGGUGAGCAGAGAGAUUCUGGAGCUGCUCAACGCCAGCACGGCGAAGGAGCAGUCCAUCGUUGAGAAAUUCAGGUCUCGCGGUCGAGCUCAGGUCCAAGAGUUCUGCGACCAUGGGACCAAAGAGGAGUGUGUGCGCUCCGGGGACACUCCUCAGCCGUGCACCAAACUUCACUUCCGGUCAGUGUUUGUCAGCUCAUGAUUUUCAGAGUUUGAUUCAACCACACAGGUUUAAUUUUCUGAUAGACCUGAAACAUUGUUUUAAACAGAAAAUACCUCCUUUGGCCUGAAGAGGUCACUAUAAUCAAGGUUAAAAACAGAGGCCCUAUGAGAAGCAUUUGGGUAAAGUUCUGGAGAAAAACAGACUCCCCCUCCUCCUUGUGUAAUUUGUUUUCAGGUCAAACUAAAAAGUGCUUUUGAUAUUUUUAUUGUCUUUUUAAUAGAAUUUAGCAACACAGGCAUGUUGUUAUGCAGCUCACUGACUUAUUCAUACACUUUUCUUUAGUCGCAUCAUCAACAAGCACACGGACGAGAGCCUGGGCGACUGCUCCUUCCUCAACACCUGCUUCCACAUGGACACCUGCAAAUACGUCCACUAUGAGAUCGACAGUCCACCAGAGGCCGAAGGGAGCCUGCUGGGGCCCCAGGCCGGAGCCGCCGAGCUGGGCCUGUGUGCGGGAGACGCAGACAGCAACGUGGGCAAACUGUUCCCCUCACAGGUGGGUCAGAGAGGAAACCAAAUGACAGUUUUUGUUUUAGCAUGACUCGCAAAAUGGACUCAUUAAUCGUUUGAAACAGUGGAUCUGCUGUGAUAUCCGAUACCUGGACGUGUCCAUACUGGGUAAAUUUGCGGUGGUGAUGGCUGACCCUCCGUGGGACAUCCACAUGGAGCUCCCGUACGGGACUCUGACUGACGACGAGAUGAGAAAACUUAACAUCCCCAUCCUGCAAGACGACGGCUUCCUCUUCCUCUGGGUCACCGGCAGGUAAGACCAACAGAUGAACAAACAUCAAGUCUAGACGGAUUCAUGAUCCAACCAUCAUGGACUUAAUCAGACACAUUAACUGACAGUCAGCUAAAGGGUGAGUGGAUGUUUGUUCAGACUCCUCAUCUGCUUCACUGCUUUCCCUGCAGGGCCAUGGAGCUGGGCAGAGAGUGUCUCAGUCUUUGGGGGUGAGUCUUACACACAGAAUCCAGCUGAUGCUUAUUGAUCACCUGGACAUCAUCUCGUCUCAUCUUCAUUCUUCUUUGUGCUUUUCCACCUUAGCUAUGAGCGUGUGGAUGAAAUCAUCUGGGUUAAAACCAACCAGCUCCAGAGAAUCAUCCGCACAGGGAGGACAGGACAUUGGCUGAACCACGGGAAGGAGCACUGCCUGGUAAUUUCUAGUGUAUUCUUGUAAACACUUCAUCCUCACUGUGUUGAGGAAUCUUGCCUGCGGGAUGAUUUGCACGCUCAGGCAUGGGAGACACCGCCUGAGCGCUCGAGGGUGUUUUGAAGCAAGUCGCUACAGAUUGACUGAAUGUAAACCUCCAAGCAUAAGAGUUUGAAAUGAAACCAACAGUGCCGUGUGAUUUUCAUUCAGGUGGGCGUGAAGGGGAACCCUCAGGGCUUCAACAGAGGAUUGGACUGCGAUGUCAUUGUAGCAGAGGUAAAUAGUGACAGCUUCAGUUAUUGUGUAGUUUACGCAGCGUCGAACAGGUCGCUUCAUUUACACUUUUCCCUCCAGGUCCGCUCCACCAGUCACAAACCAGAUGAGAUCUACGGCAUGAUUGAGAGACUCUCGCCCGGCACGAGAAAGAUCGAGCUUUUCGGUCGACCCCACAACGUCCAGCCCAACUGGUAACACAACAUCAGACCCUUGUAGUGAUGUUAAAAUCCAGAUUUCUUUGCACGCUCAGGAAUAUUAUCGCUGGACUUUUUCAUCAGCUGACACACUCAGCCUCUCUAGAGCGUCCUUUUUAGACCGAGUCAUGUCACUUACCUGUUACAAACAAAUGAAACUCCUUCAGAGAUGUCCCUGAAGGUGUUUCAUUGCCCCCGUCUUGAUUCUGUUGAAACAUGCACCAGAUUUCCAAUGAGCACAAUUUUUCACAGUUUCAGCAUUUGAGCUCUUAUAUGUACGUGUCUAUUUAAGGAUUUUCAAACCAUCAAAUUCUGUUUUGCACUCAUUUCGUUUUCUUCAAUUUGUAGGAUUACUCUCGGAAACCAGCUCGAUGGCAUCCAUCUCCUGGAUCCUGAAGUGGUGGCUCGAUUUAAGAAGCGAUAUCCAGACGGGGUCAUCUCCAAACCCAAAAACAUGCCUCAGUAAAGACUUUAACGGUGACUUAGAGGUUUGGAGAAGUUUGUCCACAGACUGAUUUUAUUUUUUAUACCAUUGACCAACUUUAACUUACGAUUAGCGGGACACACCACCUGUGAUUUUUUGACGAGAAAUAACAUCAAUAAAUAACGUAGGUGCCGUUUUCUCUGAAUUUCUCCACGCAUUUAAUGCAGCGAAACAUCAUUUGAAAACCAAGAAAAACACAGGACACACUUUUGUAAUGUGAAUUUUUUUUGUUAUCAUGUUAGCAAAGAAUAAAAGGUUCUUUGACCAACACAGACUUCAACAAUUGACAAUGUUUUGCAUCAAAGUACAAACACUGACAUUUCAAUUCUAGCCGAUUCUCUCAAUCCUUCGGGAUCAGCACUUCCGUUCGUUUCGAUUCAUUACAGGCAAACACAGAACCCUUUUCAUCCUAGAAACCUGCUGUUUGGUCAGUUUAUCAAAAAAAAGAAGUGAGUUUAAAACCAGAGUUUUGUUUCAUUACAAAAAUAUACAAAUAUAAGAAAGAAGCCAGAAGAAGCCAAAGACUGCAGACGGCUUUAUCUAAGAGGAGCAGGUCUUUCUGUGCAGCUUGAUUAAAUUUAGGGAUGAAUUAAGUCGAGGCAAAAAGAAGAAACUGCAGAAUAUCUUUCAGCAAAUGUAACAUAUUAUCUCGACAACAUUCACAAGCAUCCGUUUCUGGAUUAGGGUCAUAUCUUUUUAUGUAAGAGUGACACUGUGUUUGGUACGUUUUCACCCAGUGAGCUGUGUUAUGUCACAAAACAGGAUUAGAAAGUAAAUCUGCAAAGAAAUGUCAACAUUAGUUUCAGAGACAUGAUUCAGCACUCACGGUGAUGAUUAGGAUCACAUGGAGAUACUCAUAAUUACACCUUUUGAAGGCUGCUUCUCUCAACACCUACUAUUAAAUGAUUAAAAUAUCUGUGCUUUUCUUCACAAAAGUAGCCCGAAGAAAGAUUUAAAAAAGCAUCCAAAAUAAAAAAAACAUAAUGCACUUUUUGGCUGAGAAUGCUGUAAACAAGUCUCUACCUUGUUCUCUGUCCAUUUACCAUGAACCAUCUAUCAUGAUUUUCAGAACCAAGCCCCCCUUCCAGUCUGUUUUCCUGUUGGUUUUGAUGGCAGCAAGCGACAAAGGCGUUAAAACUACAGUUGAUGUUACAUGUGUUUGCUCAGCUAUCAGUCUUCAGGGUCCUAGCAUGAAUGGGCAACAGAAACUUUGCCAUUGGAGUCCAUUUAUCUCCGACGCAGCGUCCUUCAGUAGGUGGCGUCCACUGCGUUGAUGUUGCUGUCCAGCUGGUGUCUAAACGACAGCCUGGCCUUUGUGGAGAAAUAUAUCUGCGAGCCGCGACUCAGGCUUCCCGCUCCGUCGCUGUCGCUGCUCCAGGAUGUCGUGGAGGAGAGGCGGGGCUUCAUCUCUUCGAUGGGAACUG
Messenger RNA from Xyrichtys novacula (pearly razorfish), 5815 nucleotides. Lineage: Eukaryota; Metazoa; Chordata; Actinopteri; Labriformes; Labridae. The record is from the annotation of a GenBank genome assembly.